GCAGAUUAACCCCUUUCAUCGACAGGAUCAUACAGCAACCAUGAUUUCUCUGGUCUUUGUUCUGCUCAUUGGAGCCGCUUGUGAGUCUAGUAAUGAUCAUAGAAAAAAUAACAGGACUGUGUUAUGACACUAACAUCACACAUUUGCUUCUUUGACGUUAUUAAGAAAUAAGUUGUUGUUGUUUUAUCAUAGUGCUAUGCUUUUCCAUCUCAAAAGGUGAGGUAAUAUAGCUAAGAAUGUGCCUGCUCUCUGUUUACAGUCGCCACGGAGGACGACAAGAUCGUCGGAGGGUAUGAGUGCAAGGCCUACUCCCAGCCCCACCAGGUGUCUCUGAACGUUGGGUACCACUUCUGUGGUGGCUCCCUGGUCAACGAGAACUGGGUUGUGUCUGCUGCUCACUGCUACCAAUCGUAAGUAGCCUACCAUAUGAACUACUAGCAACAUAUUGAGUCAAAAACAACUAGCAACAAUUUGAUAAGCUUAACUUUUGCAAAACUAAAUGACACAAAGGUGAACUCCAUAUUCACAUGAACUGUGAAAGUAAGAAACUUACAAAUGGAACUUUCUCUCGAUCUGUCAGCCGUGUGGAGGUGCGUCUGGGCGAGCACAACAUCAAGGUGACUGAGGGUAGCGAGCAGUUCAUCUCUUCCUCCCGUGUGAUCCGUCACCCCAACUACAGCUCCUACAACAUCGACAAUGACAUCAUGCUGAUCAAGCUGAGCAAGCCCGCCACCCUCAACACCUACGUGCAGCCUGUUGCUCUGCCCACCAGCUGUGCCCCCGCUGGCACCAUGUGCACCGUUUCUGGAUGGGGCAACACCAUGAGCUCCAGUGAGUACAGAACCUGGGUCAAAGGUUACAUGUGCCAGUUGGUUAUCUUCAUGGUGGCCGAGUGUGUAGAGGCAUGGAAAAUGUAGGUCUACUAUUAAAAACACAACUUCAUUAUUUCUAACCAUAACUCCCUCCCUCCCUCUCUCCCUCCCUCCCUCCCUCUUUCUUCUUCUCCUUACAGCCGCUGACAAGAACAAGCUUCAGUGCCUGAACAUCCCCAUCCUGUCCUACAGUGACUGUAACAACUCCUACCCUGGAAUGAUCACAAACGCCAUGUUCUGCGCUGGAUACCUGGAGGGAGGCAAGGACUCUUGCCAGGUACUUACCACUCUGACCUCCCAUCAGUGGCACUACAAUCAUGACUUUAAAUUGACUUUUUCAGUUCAAUUGAUAUAAAUAAUUGUAUAUAACUUUCUCUCUCUCUUAGGGUGACUCCGGUGGCCCCGUGGUGUGCAACGGUGAGCUCCAGGGUGUUGUGUCCUGGGGUUACGGAUGUGCCGAGCCCGGUAACCCCGGUGUCUACGCCAAGGUAAGACAGAAAAAUAGUUUUCCUGUUGUGUUUGAGGAAAACAUCAACAUACAUACAUCACUGUGACAUCACUUGGUUUCCCAAAAGAAAAAGACAUUGAGUCUAUUAAACAUAGAUUGAUGGUUCUCAUGUUGCCUCCCAUUGAGUGUGUCUACUAAUAUCUCCCUUCUCCUUCUCUUCCUCCAGGUGUGCAUCUUCAACGACUGGCUGACCAGCACCAUGGCCACCUACUAAGUCUGAUCCUAGCUUCGAUCCUCCAGCACGGUCCCACAACUCUACCAACAUCCUGUGCAGUUCAACAUCCACCUUUAAUACUGGAGAUUUAAUACUAAUGACAAAUAAAGCAUUUAACAUCAUUUCAGUUUACUGAGUAUUUUUCCCAAGGUUAAAUAAAAAAAAAUAUUAUACUCUCGAAGGUUCUUUUUACAUGCCUGCAGCAUAGAACACAUAUUCAUGUAUGUAGUGAAAUAUUUUGUUCUGUAUGGCAUCAAGGGAGUGUUGAUUGCAAGUGGAAUGUCUACAUUUGUGACACUUAAUAAAUGCUGUAAUUACAACAGCUGAAAGCUAUAGUGUGUGAUUGGUACAUACAUGUUUAGUAUUUUAAAUAAACACUAUAACCAUUGA
This is a messenger RNA of Coregonus sp. 'balchen', 1984 nucleotides long. The record is from the annotation of a GenBank genome assembly. NCBI's taxonomy places the organism in Eukaryota, Metazoa, Chordata, Actinopteri, Salmoniformes, Salmonidae.